Erinaceus europaeus (western European hedgehog) is the source of this 6464-nucleotide messenger RNA. RefSeq names its product potassium inwardly rectifying channel subfamily J member 12 (gene KCNJ12). Gene Ontology annotation, cellular component: plasma membrane. The record is from RefSeq and is a predicted model, not a curated record. The transcript has 3 exons. NCBI's taxonomy places the organism in Eukaryota, Metazoa, Chordata, Mammalia, Eulipotyphla, Erinaceidae. Gene Ontology annotation, biological process: potassium ion import across plasma membrane; regulation of monoatomic ion transmembrane transport. Gene Ontology annotation, molecular function: inward rectifier potassium channel activity. The coding region runs from base 1409 to 3007 and encodes 532 amino acids.
UUCACCACCUGCAGGUGAGGAGUGGGAGCUCAAAUCCAGGUCCUUGUGCAUGAUAAUAUGUGUGCUUAACUGAAUGUGUCACAGCUCAGCCUCCAGGAUUGGCUUCUUCUAUCUAAACUUUAAGAUGCUGAGCUCCCCACCUCUACCCUUCCUGCCCCAUCCCACAUGCACAGCUCAGAAAAGUUCUGUGAUAGAUUAGUGAUGUCUACCCUGGAUACAGGCAAAGACAGAGAUGCACACAGGCCUCACACUGACAUUCCCUGAAGCAGGUGUUCACUCAGAAGUCUUAUAAGAGCAGGACUUGACCUUGAGGUAGUGAGAAUCCCAUCCUGGAUUUCUAAGCAAGGGCUGAAUGGCUGUAGGCCUGGGGGGAGGGUGCAGGUUGUAUCUCUGCUUCUCAGGGCUGAGGUGUGUGUGUGUGUGUGUGUGUGUGUGUGUGUGUGUGUGUGUGUGUGUGCGCGUGCACAUGUGUGUUUGUGACCAAAUGGGAUCACAAGGCUUUUGGACCAAGUUUAAUCUUGCUCAGUCUGGCCUUGAGGACUGAGGGAGAAGAGAUUGUUUCUGCUUCCGUUAUCCAAACUGGGAGCUAUUUUAUUUUAUUCUACUUUAUUUUAUUUUUUCAUUUUUAAUGACACCAGAGUAGUUUCUGGGGCUCAGUGCCUAUAUGACAAAUCCAUUGCUCCUGGCAGCUUGCUCUUUCUCUCUCCCCCAUGUUUCUUUCUGUUUUUUUUUCUCUCUCUUUCCUUUUAUUUUUUAGAUAGAAAUUGAGAGGGGGUAAAGACAAGAGAGGAAGAGAGAAAGAGACCCACAACACUACUUCACCACUCAUGAAGUUCCCCCCCUAUAAAGUGGGUAGCAGGGGCUUGAACCCAGGUUUUUGGACAUGGUAAUGACUGCACCACUCCCCAGCCCUUAAAGACUUUAUAACCCUGGGUAGUGAGUGAUUCAAACUUUCUGAUAUCCUGUUUCUUCAUCUAGAAAAUGGGGGUAAUAGGCAUAAUGUUAUUGCAUGGAUUAAAAUGAUUUAAUGAGAGUUCUUGGAGCAGUGCUGUGCUUCUGCCUUGGAAGGGGUCCUGGCCAGCUGAAAGGCCUCUAAAGGAGACCCCCCUCCACUUGCCCUUCUGGUUACUGCUUUCUUAGCAGUUGACACUGUGGGGCCCAGGCCUUGCCCUGGUUUCCUCCCGGAUGUCAAUGAAACCUGAGGUGACCAGAGCCUCAGGGACUAGGCAUGGGGUGCCCUGCUCCAUCCGGAGGCACCUCCUGGUGACGCCUGGGCCCCACCUUCAAGUCAUGUGGAUGCUGCCUUUAAAAGCUUCUGAUUCAGACCCUGCAGUGCUGGGAGCAGGCUGGUUGCUGAGAGACUGUGUCUGCAGGGCUCCAGCUGCUUGGAGCACAAGCUGGAGCAGCCAUGACCCGCUGGACAUCCCUGAAGGUCCCCAGGCCAGACAAACCUGUCCCCUCUCAUCCGGUGGCUUCCCGCAGGCAUCUGAGUGCCCCAGCCCUGGUGACUACACCCUGGAGGGCCCAGAAAUCUGGGAGUGAGACAUCUUCCCAGCACAGUCCCAGGGCUCCCUGCCCCUACUGGCUCCCUGUCUCCUGGCCCAGGCAGCAGCAGCAUCUACCAUUAGGGCCUCAUACCUCAGCUCCUCAGACCCAUGGAGCUGCACCUCCUGGAGCAGGCCUAGGGGUGAGCCAGGGCUCCCCCAACCCCGGGAUGACCACGGCUGGCCGGGCCAACCCCUACAGCAUCGUGUCAUCAGAGGAAGACGGGCUGCACCUGGUCACCAUGUCGGGCGCUAACAGCUUCCGCAAUGGCAAGGUACACACUCGGCGCCGCUGCCGGAACCGCUUUGUCAAGAAGAAUGGUCAGUGCAACAUCGAGUUUGCCAACAUGGACGAGAAGUCGCAGCGCUACCUGGCUGACAUGUUCACCACGUGUGUGGACAUCCGCUGGCGCUAUAUGCUGCUCAUUUUCUCACUGGCCUUCCUUGCCUCCUGGCUGCUGUUUGGUGUCAUCUUCUGGAUCAUCGCUGUGGCUCAUGGGGAUCUGGAGCCAGCCGAGGGCCAGGAGCGUACUCCUUGUGUGAUGCAGGUGCAUGGCUUCAUGGCAGCCUUCCUUUUCUCCAUUGAGACACAGACCACUAUUGGCUACGGUCUGCGCUGCGUGACAGAGGAGUGCCCAGUGGCUGUCUUCAUGGUGGUGGCACAGUCCAUUGUGGGCUGCAUCAUCGACUCCUUCAUGAUCGGAGCCAUCAUGGCCAAGAUGGCUCGGCCCAAGAAGCGGGCGCAGACGCUGCUCUUCAGCCACAACGCUGUGGUGGCGCUGCGUGAUGGCAAGCUCUGCCUCAUGUGGCGUGUGGGCAACCUGCGCAAGAGCCACAUUGUGGAGGCCCACGUGCGCGCCCAGCUCAUCAAGCCCAGGGUCACAGAGGAGGGUGAGUACAUCCCGCUGGAUCAGAUUGACAUUGACGUGGGCUUUGACAAGGGCCUGGAUCGCAUCUUCCUGGUGUCUCCCAUCACCAUCUUGCAUGAGAUCGACGAGGCCAGCCCACUGUUUGGCAUCAGCCGACAGGACCUGGAGACGGACGACUUUGAGAUUGUGGUCAUCCUGGAGGGCAUGGUAGAGGCUACGGCCAUGACCACACAGGCCCGCAGCUCCUACCUGGCCAAUGAGAUCUUGUGGGGCCACCGCUUUGAGCCAGUGCUCUUUGAGGAGAAGAACCAGUAUAAGAUUGACUACUCGCACUUCCAUAAGACCUAUGAGGUGCCCUCCACACCCCGCUGCAGUGCCAAGGAUUUGGUGGAGAACAAAUUCCUCCUGCCUAGCGCUAGCUCCUUCUGCUAUGAGAAUGAGCUGGCAUUCCUGAGCCGUGAUGAGGAGGACGAGGCAGAUGCAGAGCAGGACAGUUGCAGCCCUCAGGCCAGGCAUGACUUUGACAGGCCCCAGGCUGGGGGCAGCAGCAGCACCCUAGAGCAGCGACCCUACAGACGGGAGUCAGAGAUCUGAGCCACCACCACCAGCCAAGGUGCAAAAUCUGCACCACCAGUCAGUCGCCAGUGUCCCAUAACGAGGACCCUGGUUGGAGCAGAGGGAGCCAGACAUCCCGGCUGCAGACUCAGUAGAAAUUAGAUGUUUUAGGUUUCCUCGCAAUGGCCUCAAUGUGUUGGUGGGAGAGUGGGUGGCCGGGAGUGGGCGGGCAGUCCUUGGCCUCAUGCCAGAACAGCACAGGGGCAGGGCGGUAGCUCCAGGUGACUCAGCCUCCAGAGCUUGGGGUCUUUUGCCUGGAGAUGGAGCAGCAGCCAGCCCAGAAACAGCUCAACAGCGGGUUGCAGUGCACCUUGCUGGUUUUUAAUUUGGGGAGAAACACUGGGUUUUUGGCUUUCUCAACCUUAGCUUGAGUAAGACUGUUUACAAAUACUACUAAUACUACUACUAAGAAAAACAUGCAGUUGAAAAAGAAAAGUUGAAGUCAUGAAGACUUGGGAAUGGGAAGGACAGUUAGAAUUCUGUUGGUCUGUUGGGACACAGACAUCUGGAUAGAGGCUCCAGAUGGGUCCCUGGGGCUGGGCUGACUUGUGCAGGUGGCCUUGCUGUCAGUGCUUGCUCACUGUUUUCUGUGAUCCAGGGCAAAAUAGACUGCUGUUGGGGAAAGGGAACCCAUAGUCAUGUUAAUGAUCAUAAGAAAAGCCUUGCAAUGCCAUUGGGUAGAGCAGGAACUGUGAGGGAAAAUACAGUUUGAGCUUUGGUUGCUGGAUUUUACCCUUAGAGGUGCAUCUCAGGCCUGGACAGGAGCCUGCCGUGGUCCCUGGAUUUUCUUGUUUGGUUUCUCUACCCCAUUCUGGCCCCCACUCCAUCUACAGUGAGGGCCAGGUGUGAAAUGUAGGUGUAGACCACUCCCAGGAUGGGGAGUCAUGUUCCUAGGUUACGAAGAAAUGGGUCAGUCUCUUCUCCAGGGUGCCCAGCAUGAGUUGUGCCUUAGAGACCCUGGGGGUUUGGCUCCAGUAGUCUUUGUUUUUAUGGAACUUGCCCAUCCAUUUUCCCUGCUAUCCUGCUCUACCCGAAGUCAGUCCCUGCUAGCUCCUCUGUCUGCAAAAGCUAGGCAGAGCUUCUGUCCCACUCCCUCUGUCCACCCCCACCCCUCAACCCCACACCUGGAAUAUGUAGGUGACCCCUGGUAGGCUGUACUCUGCUGCUGAAUGGAGAUCAGUGGGCUCAGGCAAAUGACAGGUGUUAACCUGUACCUGGCUCUGUAGUCAUGAAUCUGUGUUUGUGGGAUGCCUUUGUUAAUUUUGAACAUUGGCUCUCCUGGCCCAUGGCAGAAUUCUAGACCAGGAACAGCUCUGAGAAGCCUUGUUUUUGAUAAGCAGCUGGUGAGACCUUGCCCAAUGUGGGGCCAGAACCUCCCCAGGACUUGUCCUUCGGGCAGCCAGUGGUUUGAAGGCCCAUGUCCCUCUGUUCUCUCAUCUAGGCCAUUCUAACUUGUAACCCCUUAAAAUGGCUCACAACCAGAAGGAACACACUAGGGACUCUCUCACUCAAUUGUGACUGGAAGUAGAGUAUAAGGUCUUGUGGCCAUUUGAUGAGGAGGAGAAGGAGAGUCCUUAGGAAGAAGUCUCUGGAAGCCUGGGCCUUUGGAACAGCUGGUCUCUCAGUUCCCACAGGGAUGCCCAGGCCCAAACUCUGAGCUAGAAACACUCUUGGAGACCUCCCAGGAUCUGUUUUGUGUCAGGGGAGCUUCUAGCCCUAGGUUUCUUUGCCACCUGCUGGCUUUCUCAGCCUUAGCCCUAAGGGGGUUGGGGGAUACAGCAUUUAUGUGGGGGUGCUCCCCUAUCCUCUCCAACUGUUAACACUACCCAGAUCGUUAGGCUGAGCUUGGGAAGGUUGUACAGCAGGGCCUGUAUAGGGUUUCAUUUUCCUCUCUGCCCAGCAGCCAGAGGCUCUUCCAGGACCAGCCUUUCACAAAUAGCCACCCAGAGCAAAGGUCAGGCCCCCACAGCUUCUGAGGCCCUGGCCAUCUCAGGUGACCUGGUGCAACUCCUCUCAGCUCUCCCUCCUUCCCCCUUCUCAUCCCCUACCCCCAGCCCAUGUGGUUCCAUCUCAACACUGAACGAUAUUCCCUCUCACCAAAGGCACAUACUGUGUUCUCAAGCUCCUCCUUCUCUUCCCUCUUUCUCUUCCUCUGUGUCUGUUCGUUUAUUAUUUAUUUAUUUAUUUAUUAUUGCUUUGCUAAAGACCAAACUAGUCUUCCCUUUAGUGCACUUGAAACAAGAGGGUGGAGUAGAGGAGUCACAUAUGUGAAGAGCAAGGACCACAGGUGAGCCAGUACAGAGGGCAUUUGUGUUUACCUGUGGUAUGUGGGAGCCUGUUGACCCAGCAGUGGGCAGUAUGUAUUUGAAGCUAGGGGAGAAUGGGGCUUUCACAUGUAUGUACACAUGUGGUGUGUGUGUGCAUAAGGUGCAGUGGAAGGAAGAGUCCUGUCUUGCACCUGCCCUCAUUCUCCUUGGUGAAGGGAACUCUCCAGAGUUUUCCUGAUAACCUGAAUCAAGCAGUGAAGAGAGCCUAGAAUUUGUCAAGGACACAGCCUCAGAUGCCCACCACACAGAGAUACUGGGGUGGGCCUGACUCCUUGUUCCUCCAGCCCCGGCCAUGGCUCAGGUCUGUACUGUCAGCAGCUGCACACACAUGUGAUCCCUUCUGGGUGUAUUCACAUGUGGAGUGGUUUCAACUGUGAGUGAAAUGGACAAGCUGGGCCUUGCUUUGUAGGUGUGCAGCAUAUGGAGCACAAGUGUGCACAUCCUGUCACCAUUCAUAUGUGCAUCAUGUAAUUGUAUGUGUGUUUACCACAGGUGUGUUUGCGCUUUGUAUGAGGGCUUAGUUUAUAGGUUUACCAAGUCUUAAGGCUGGGAACACCCCAGUCAGGAUGGACAGGGGUGGUAGACAUCUGUAUAGCUGAAGCCAAGAGUCUUCCACCCUGUUGUGUCCAAUGGGCUGCGUGUGAGGCUUCUAUGUGUGUAUCUAGGUGCAAAGGGAUAUCUGCACAUGGAGUGCAUGAUAUCCCAGGUAGAGUGUUUGCACCUGCAGGAAGGCAUGUGUGUGUCUGCCUGUGUGAACAUGUGUGUGCAUUUGUGUGACAGCUGGACCAGGUCUGGUCCCUGUUUGCUGAUGGUAGGCUGUAUGCAUGUGUGUGGAGUCUCUGAGGGUGUGUGAACAUAAGUGUCAGUGGGUUGAAGUGCCCAUAUGCAUUAGUGGUGGCUGUCCCCCUCUCCCUGUGCUCUGCUGGUGCUGUGCCACUGGGCCCCUGCCUUCCCGAGGGUCCUGGAGGAGGCAGGCCUGGUGGGAAGGAGGCCUCUCCCUGCACAGGAGAGUCUGCCCUUUGUGAGGCCAUAGAAUGUUAAAUCUAUUUUAAAUGGUGAAACUGGAAAAUUUUCAUGUUAUUUUCAAUAAAUAGUGGUAUCUAAAGACA